Molecule: messenger RNA, 742 nt
Organism: Nicrophorus vespilloides
Lineage: Eukaryota; Metazoa; Arthropoda; Insecta; Coleoptera; Silphidae
Exons: 1
Coding region: 11-742 (243 amino acids)
Source: RefSeq, a predicted model, not a curated record
CACGGUAUGCAUGUUUGUGAGUGACAGUGGAGAACUUGUAAUAAAAGUAACUGCCAAAUGUAAUAUUUGCGUUUUAUUUUACACGGAAAAUAUGGACAGUUCACUGCAGGUUAUCGAGCCCCUGGAUUACCAUUCCUGUGACACUCCCAGGGGUUCGCUGUACUUCAACACAUCUUCGCUAACGAAAAAUCAGCAGAAGCAGUUGAAUACCUUCAAAAUCGAUACCAUCCGAAGCGAUGAGAUGUACCUGAAGUCUCACCCAGAAGUACGAGCGUUCUCUUCUUUGAUUCUUCAGUACGUGCUGAAGAAGAAGCCACGCAAAGAUAUUCACAACACCGUUUACGAGUUUUUCAAUAGGCCGCAAUGCGAUGUCCGGCAGGAUAUGGAGCUGUAUUUGGAAAGAUAUUGCGAACGGAAGGAGUGCAUUUUUGAAAGUGAAGAGAGCGAGCACUCUUCGAGUGUUUUGGUUGAGGAAGAGGAGCUAGUUAAUGAUGAGUCGACCACGGAGACAGUGGACACCGAGGAAUUUAUCAAAGGAAUACUGAAUACCGCGUUGGAUGAGCUACAUACAAAAACUUAUAGCACAGUCGAUGAAGUUUCAAAAAAAGGUAAUAUUAUGCAAUCAGCAGCCAACGAAUACAUGAUGAAUGCCAUUUCGGCUGUUUCCGUGGAGGCGGUUAGCGAGGAUAGAUUUCAUGCACCGAAAGUUAGUCAAUUCCUAGAUGAAAUUUUACUGAUGUAA